CGGGCGGGACGCCUGGGGCGGCGCGCUGGAGGAAACGCGCCCGCCACAGCCCCGGGAACUACCAGACGCCCAAGUCGGGAACGCGAGACACCGCGUCCCCAUUUGCCAGGGGUGCGGGGUUAGAGGCGCAGUCCCGGGCCGUGGCCGUCGUGAGCCGGCCGGGCUUCUCCUCCCGCUCACCCCGCCCGCCGGCCUCUCGGCGCCCGGGGCCCGCGCCGCCAGCCGCCCGGAUCCGCCCGCCGCGCCCCCUCCCCGCCCCCCGCGAGCCCCGGCCGGCCGCGAGCUGAUGUCGUGAGCUCGCCGCCCGCGGGCUGUGCGCCCGGCCAGGGGCUGCCUGGGAAGUUGGGGCGAGGCGCGCCGGGUAUGCGCCAUCACCAUGUCCCGCCUGGACUCGUGGCUCGGUGAGGUCCAGUGGCUGGGCUUGGUGGCGCUCUUCGUCGUGGCCUUGGGCACUGUGGGCCUGUACCUGGCGCAGUGGGCGCUGGCCAGGGCGCGACCCCGCUCCCCGAGGCGGGCGGCGGAGCCCGGCGAGGGCCAGCGCCCCGAGUCGGAUGCGCUGCUCGCCUGGAUCCUGGCGCUGGGCAGCUGGAGGAACCAGUGGCAGGCCGCCUGGGUGACCGCCCUGAACGAUGAGGCCAGACGGAAAGCGGGCCCGCCACUCCUCUGCUUCCAGGAGGACCCGCUGCAGCAGCCCCUGGAGCUGGCCAUGGGACAAGUGUCCAGCGUGGCCCAGUCAGCCCAGGAGAAGGUGGUGUUUUGUCAUGUGGUGGCCGAGACCAUCCAGUUCCUGGUCAGCGUGGGGCUACCCUCGUCCGAGGACACGGGGCGCCCGCUCUACAGUGUGCGGCUCUCCCCACUUCAUCUACAGCUGGAGCUCCACAUGAAGGAGAAGAGAGAAGACAUUCAGAUCAAGUGGUCCUUCAUCAGCGCACCAGAGAUGGCCAUUACGAUCCAGCCCAAAGCACCAGGGGAGGACCAGGCGGUUGGGGCAGAUGCAGUCUCUGAAAGUCUCAAGGAUAUUUUGAAGCACCUGGUUAGCUCUGCCUCCCCAUCAGUGGUUCUGAGCACAAAGCCUAUGGAUGUGAGGGAAGUUCAGCAUCUGCAGCGCACUUCGUCUACUCAGGAAUCCUGCCCUCCCAAACCUCCAAGGGCUCAUGAGCUCAAACUAUUGGUGAAGAAUAUCCGAGCCUCGCUGAUGAGCCAUCCUGGUGCUUCAGGCAACAUUAACCCAGUAUGUGUAGUUCAGCUGAAUGAUCCCGUCCAGAAGUUCUCCAGCACCCUCUCGAAAAACACUACCACCCUCACUUGGGAAGAAGAAUUCACCUUUGAGUUGAAUGCCAAGUCGAGGGAGUUGCACCUGCAGAUUUCAGAGGAUGGGCAGUCCUCAGAAGCUCUGUUGGCGAUGACGACUGUCCCCUUGGAUUUGUUCAAGAAGCAGCCUUCUGGACCACAGAGCUUUACGCUGACCAGCGGGUCCUCCUCGGGCAGCUCAGCAUUGGGUUCGGUCACUGCAGAGUUUUCUUACAUCGAACCCGGUGAAGCGAAAUCCUGGCAAAUGCCUCCACCUGUUCCUGCUGCAAAGAUAGAAAAAGACCGCACGGUGAUGCCGUGCGGGACCGUGGUCACUACUGUCACUGCCGUGAAAACCAAGCCUCGCUUCGAUGCAGGGAGGGCGUCCCCGCUGAGCUCCGAAUCUCCCCUGAGAACACCUGUCAAGGUGAAGGUCAUCGAGAAGGACAUCUCCAUCCAGGCCAUCUCCUGCCACGGCGCCCCCGUCAGCAAGAUGUUCUCUUCCUCAGAUACAGAGCUACUGGUGCUGAACGGUGCCGACCCGGUGGCCGAAGUCGCCAUCCGACAGCUCAGCGAGUCCUCGAAGCUGAAGCUCAAAUCCCCGCGGAAGAAGAGCACCAUCAUCAUAUCUGGGGUCUCCAAGACCUCGCUAUCUCAGGACAACGACGCCUCCCUGAUGCUGGACUACGCAGCCUCCAUGGACAGCACCCGCCAGAAGGAUGCCCCGGACCAGCCAGGGGCGGCCGUGGCCUCUGCCCCGCCCGAGGAGGAGGAGGAGGAGGAGGAGGAGGAGGAGGAGACCCCAGCAGGGGCCCGACUGGCCCUGGAGCCCCAGGAGACUGAGCUGGACUCCUGGGACUCGGAGAAGGAGCCCCCGGCCGGGGCGUGGGGUGGCCAGGCCCCGCUGGAGCCCGCUGGGGACGAGCAAUCGGAGAGCUCCCUGAGCGUGUCUGAGCUGGAGCCGGGCGCUUCCCAGAAGCGUAAAGGAGGGAUUUUAAGGAAGGGCGCGAAGCUGUUCUUCCGCCGGCGGCACCAGCAGAAAGACCCCGGCCUGAGCCAGUCCCACAACGACCUCGUGUUCCUGCAGCAGCCGGCAGGGCCGCGGAGGAAGGGGGCGACGCUGGCCCGGAUCCUGAACAAGAAGCUGCUCUCCAGACACCGGGGCCAGAGCACCGCAAACGGCGCCCCCCUGGACCCCUGCCCGUAGGCCGGCGCACGCCUCCUUCCCCGCGAUGCUGCAGACGUGGACCCUCCGUAACCACCCGCCAGGACACAGCCAGAGAGCCCGCGAGUUGUGGACGGCCUCCCUGUCCCCAGUCUAGCUGGGUUUUUUCCAACAAUUUCAUCUUUUAAAGGGGGAAAAAAAAAACCCAACAAUCUGAGUCUCCAGCCAAGAGGUUUCCCUCGGAGAGAACCUACAAAGCCCAAUUUGCCACCGGAAGCCACGAGACCCGACGGC
This is a messenger RNA of Eubalaena glacialis (North Atlantic right whale), 2749 nucleotides long. RefSeq names its product C2 calcium dependent domain containing 2 (gene C2CD2). The record is from RefSeq and is a predicted model, not a curated record. NCBI's taxonomy places the organism in Eukaryota, Metazoa, Chordata, Mammalia, Artiodactyla, Balaenidae. The transcript is spliced from 14 exons. The coding region runs from base 377 to 2497 and encodes 706 amino acids.